UACAUGGUGUGCGCAGUUCGACAGUGUCUCUUUCUAAAUAUCUGCGCUCUCCGUCUAUUGACUGCUUGUAGACAAGAGCUAUCAACUAUGAAACAUGAAUAUAUUUCGCGCCAAGAAAUUGCUAUCUGCGAAAAGGAAUCAGGAAACGAGGGAGAAUCGCGACAACAUACGUGUUGUGCUCGAUAUGAGAAGAUGAUCGAUGUCGGAUACGGGAUAUCCGGAGAAAUCAUCCAGAUUGAUGCUGGACACUGCCGAAAAUUAUGUCCACGUCACGUAUCCGACGAUCCUGGAGAUGCAAGCCGACCAGCGGUGCAGAAAUGUUCGUCGGAUUCCCAUUGUCGUGCAAGAGCCGCAAAACUGGAGCGAGUGUCCACGUUGCAAGGUGUUCGCGUCAUCGAGACUAUAGAUGCCUGUGAGUGUUCGCCAGAGACGUCCUGCAAACGAGAAUCCUAUAUGCACCAUGUGCAUUCCGGCACGCCGCACCAGGCAAUUGUGGAUGUUGGGAUUUGCAUCGGCCAUUGCGCCAAAGAUCUGGGCUGCAAACCGAUUCGGAAUAACACAAUCAGCGCUAAAGGACCAAAUGGUGAUGAGAUUUACCAAGUAGUCGAAAAAUGUGGCUGCGUCGGUAAUUGUCAUCGGAUGGACCACAUGGAGACUGUGCUCGAUUAUAGCGAGGUAACGAUUCAAGAAGGCACGAACACGACUGACGUGAGACCCGUAAUCCGACAAAUAAAUGUCGGUCAAUGUAUUGGAACGUGUCCGGGAAAUGAGACGGAAACGUGUCUUUUGCGGGACAAAAAAGAGCCAUAUAGAUGUCUAGCUGGUCUGUAUUCGAAACAACACACUUGUACACCGGCCAGAUUUAAAGUGCACGAGUAUAGAACUCGACGAGGAGCAAAGAGGGAAGUAAUUCAAAUCACUCAGUGUGCCUGCGUUUAGACUGAAAUUAUCACUUCAUCGCGAGUGAUUACGAAUCAAGUUGAAGAAGACGAAAGAAAGAGAAAAAAGAAAAAAAAGAAGGACAGAAUGUCAGACCUGUUUUGCGCAUAUACUUAUGUUCCUAGAUAUGUUAUGUACAAAUCCAAUGUUAUGUCGCAAAAUAAAUCAAUGAUGUUUUCUUGAAUAAGACAAAUCUCCCUUGUUAUACUCAUUUUUAUUUUUAAUCCUCGCAUAUUUACCAUGAUAACGAAAACUUAAAAAAAAUAAAUUCAAAUUUUUUGAUGCUUCAUGUUGUUCCUUACAUUAUGUCUAUAUUAAGAUGACAAAUCGAUCUCUCUCUCCAGCGCCUGAUUGUCCCAAUUUCAGCAUCUCCUGAGAAACUGUUGACUAUAAUAGAGUCAAUCAUGCAUUAAUUAGAAAUUAUCCGGUAAAUAUGAUAUGAUCUAUCACGUACUCAAUAAUAUGCAAAUCUCUAUCGCUACAUUUUUUGCGACUUUGGCGUGUAACGAUUCGUCAGGUGGGCUGAUGAUAUCGAUUUAUCGAUAAUGGAAUGAUAUAUAUUUGCAUAACGCGAUUAUUAGUCAACAAUGCAGCACAGGCAGAAACGCAGAAAAUCGC
Messenger RNA from Pogonomyrmex barbatus (red harvester ant), 1557 nucleotides. RefSeq lists its product as uncharacterized. The record is from RefSeq and is a predicted model, not a curated record. Lineage: Eukaryota; Metazoa; Arthropoda; Insecta; Hymenoptera; Formicidae.